AGGGCGCGGCGCCGGCGACGCGGCCACGCGGCGCGCUCCCGAGGAAGGGAGGUGUGGGGUCGGCUGGGGGUGGCGCGUGGACGGGGUGGGGGUGGGGGGAGGGUCGGGUGUCGGCGAGCUCCGCGUGCGGGUUCCGAGUGGCUGCUGGCGGCCUGGGCUGCCGGGGCCGACGCCUGGGUGGCUGCUGCCGCCGCGCCUGCUGCGAGAUGGCGAUCUUGGGCGCGGAAGGGUGAGGGCGCCCGCCGCAGGAGGAGGUGCCGCUGCCGUGGCCGCCCGGCUGCCGGGAGCCGACAGCUUCGCGCCGGGGUUGUCUCCUCACAGACUAUGAGCUCCUUGAAAGAGGGAAUCGUGUCUUACUCAUCUUUGUAUCCCCAGUGUCUAGCAGUUCCUGAUACAUAGUUUUAGCUGAAUUUUGGGACAUGGCCACUGCUUCACCAAGGUCUGAUACUAGUAAUAACCACAGUGGAAGGUUGCAGUUACAGGUAACUGUUUCUAGUGCCAAACUUAAAAGAAAAAAGAACUGGUUCGGAACAGCAAUAUAUACAGAAGUAGUUGUAGAUGGAGAAAUUACGAAAACAGCAAAAUCCAGUAGUUCUUCUAAUCCAAAAUGGGAUGAACAGCUAACUGUAAAUGUUACGCCACAGACUACAUUGGAAUUUCAAGUUUGGAGCCAUCGCACUUUAAAAGCAGAUGCUUUAUUAGGAAAAGCAACGAUAGAUUUGAAACAAGCUCUGUUGAUACACAAUAGAAAAUUGGAAAGAGUGAAAGAACAAUUAAAACUUUCCUUGGAAAACAAGAAUGGCAUAGCACAAACUGGUGAAUUGACAGUUGUGCUUGAUGGAUUGGUGAUUGAGCAAGAAAAUAUAACAAACUGCAGCUCAUCUCCAACCAUAGAAAUACAGGAAAAUGGUGAUGCCUUACAUGAAAAUGGAGAGCCUUCAGCAAGGACAACUGCCAGGUUGGCUGUUGAAGGCACGAAUGGAAUAGAUAAUCAUAUACCUACAAGCACUCUAGUCCAAAACUCAUGCUGCUCGUAUGUAGUUAAUGGAGACAACACACCUUCAUCUCCGUCUCAGGUUGCUGCCAGACCCAAAAAUACACCAGCUCCAAAACCACUCGCAUCUGAGCCUGCCGAUGACACUGUUAAUGGAGAAUCAUCCUCAUUUGCACCAACUGAUAAUGCGUCUGUCACGGGUACUCCAGUAGUGUCUGAAGAAAAUGCCUUGUCUCCAAAUUGCACUAGUACUACUGUUGAAGAUCCUCCAGUUCAAGAAAUACUGACUUCCUCAGAAAACAAUGAAUGUAUUCCUUCUACCAGUGCAGAAUUGGAAUCUGAAGCUAGAAGUAUAUUAGAGCCUGACACCUCUAAUUCUAGAAGUAGUUCUGCUUUUGAAGCAGCCAAAUCAAGACAGCCAGAUGGGUGUAUGGAUCCUGUACGGCAGCAGUCUGGGAAUGCCAACACAGAAACCUUGCCAUCAGGGUGGGAACAAAGAAAAGAUCCUCAUGGUAGAACCUAUUAUGUGGAUCAUAAUACUCGAACCACCACAUGGGAGAGACCACAGCCUUUACCUCCAGGUUGGGAAAGAAGAGUUGAUGAUCGUAGAAGAGUUUAUUAUGUGGAUCAUAACACCAGAACAACAACGUGGCAGCGGCCUACCAUGGAAUCUGUCCGAAAUUUUGAACAGUGGCAAUCUCAGCGGAACCAAUUGCAGGGAGCUAUGCAACAGUUUAACCAACGAUACCUCUAUUCGGCUUCAAUGUUAGCUGCAGAAAAUGACCCUUAUGGACCUUUGCCACCAGGCUGGGAAAAAAGAGUGGAUUCAACAGACAGGGUUUACUUUGUGAAUCAUAACACAAAAACAACCCAGUGGGAAGAUCCAAGAACUCAAGGCUUACAGAAUGAAGAACCCCUGCCAGAAGGCUGGGAAAUUAGAUAUACUCGUGAAGGUGUAAGGUACUUUGUUGAUCAUAACACAAGAACAACAACAUUCAAAGAUCCUCGCAAUGGGAAGUCAUCUGUAACUAAAGGUGGUCCACAAAUUGCUUAUGAACGCGGCUUUAGGUGGAAGCUUGCUCACUUCCGUUAUUUGUGCCAGUCUAAUGCACUACCUAGUCAUGUAAAGAUCAAUGUGUCCCGGCAGACAUUGUUUGAAGAUUCCUUCCAACAGAUUAUGGCAUUAAAACCCUAUGACUUGAGGAGGCGCUUAUAUGUAAUAUUUAGAGGAGAAGAAGGACUUGAUUAUGGUGGCCUAGCGAGAGAAUGGUUUUUCUUGCUUUCACAUGAAGUUUUGAACCCAAUGUAUUGCUUAUUUGAGUAUGCGGGCAAGAACAACUAUUGUCUGCAGAUAAAUCCAGCAUCAACCAUUAAUCCAGACCAUCUUUCAUACUUCUGUUUCAUUGGUCGUUUUAUUGCCAUGGCACUAUUUCAUGGAAAGUUUAUCGAUACUGGUUUCUCUUUACCAUUCUACAAGCGUAUGUUAAGUAAAAAACUUACUAUUAAGGAUUUGGAAUCUAUUGAUACUGAAUUUUAUAACUCCCUUAUCUGGAUAAGAGAUAACAACAUUGAAGAAUGUGGCUUAGAAAUGUACUUUUCUGUUGACAUGGAGAUUUUGGGAAAAGUUACUUCACAUGACCUGAAGUUGGGAGGUUCCAAUAUUCUGGUGACUGAGGAGAACAAAGAUGAAUAUAUUGGUUUAAUGACAGAAUGGCGUUUUUCUCGAGGAGUACAAGAACAGACCAAAGCUUUCCUUGAUGGUUUUAAUGAAGUUGUUCCUCUUCAGUGGCUACAGUACUUCGAUGAAAAAGAAUUAGAGGUUAUGUUGUGUGGCAUGCAGGAGGUUGACUUGGCAGAUUGGCAGAGAAAUACUGUUUAUCGACAUUAUACAAGAAACAGCAAGCAAAUCAUUUGGUUUUGGCAGUUUGUGAAAGAGACAGACAAUGAAGUAAGAAUGCGACUAUUGCAGUUCGUCACUGGAACCUGCCGUUUACCUCUAGGAGGAUUUGCUGAGCUCAUGGGAAGUAAUGGGCCUCAAAAGUUUUGCAUUGAAAAAGUUGGCAAAGACACUUGGUUACCAAGAAGCCAUACAUGUUUUAAUCGCUUGGAUCUACCACCAUAUAAGAGUUAUGAACAACUAAAGGAAAAACUUCUUUUUGCAAUAGAAGAGACAGAGGGAUUUGGACAAGAAUGAAUGUGGCUUCUUAUUUUGGAGGAGCUCUUGGAUUUAAAUACCCCAGCCAAGAAAAAUUGCACAGAUAGUGUAUAUAAGCUGUUCAUUCUGUACAGUGAAUUUUCCGAACCUCUCAAAGUAUGUUUUCCAUUCUUCCACAGAAAUAUGCAAAACAGUUCAUCCUUUUCUACUUUAUUUAUUGUUCCCUUGAAAUGACUGACCAGGAAAAAGAUCAUCCUUAAAUUUUGAAGCAAGUGAGAGACUUUAUUAAAAAUACAUAUAUAUCUAUAUAAACAUAUAUGAUAGUGGCUCUAGUUUUAUAGAGCUCCAAGUGUAUUAAACAUGACAGCCAUUCAUUCAUAAAGAUCUGGAUUUGCUUUACCUUGUUAAUAUUAUCUAGGGGAAAAAGUGCAAAUUGCUCCAUGUUCUUCUCUCCCUUAUGUAACAUCUCCUAAGGGUGUUUAGUUGCAUGGCUGUUCAGGAAGGUAUUAAGGGCUUAGGCCAAAUCUUACUUUGAGUAUGUUAAAAAAAAAAUGCUGCUGGCUUUUCUGAAGACAGGUGCUUGAACCUGUCAGUUUGUUUUAAAUAAAUACAAUAGUUGAAAAUUU
Molecule: messenger RNA, 3775 nt
Organism: Pan troglodytes (chimpanzee)
Lineage: Eukaryota; Metazoa; Chordata; Mammalia; Primates; Hominidae
Gene: WWP1
Product: WW domain containing E3 ubiquitin protein ligase 1
Exons: 25
Coding region: 420-3188 (922 amino acids)
Biological process (GO): proteasome-mediated ubiquitin-dependent protein catabolic process; protein ubiquitination
Cellular component (GO): cytoplasm
Molecular function (GO): ubiquitin protein ligase activity; protein binding
Source: RefSeq, a predicted model, not a curated record